Molecule: messenger RNA, 441 nt
Organism: [Torrubiella] hemipterigena
Lineage: Eukaryota; Fungi; Ascomycota; Sordariomycetes; Hypocreales; Clavicipitaceae
Source: the annotation of a GenBank genome assembly
AUGCAGCAAGCUCUGAGGACAACGCCGGUUAAACUCACAUUCGCCAAAGCUCCGUUAACUUUCUAUUUUCAGAAGAUCGAGUUUGAUAUUUUACUUGUAUGUGGUGUGCUGGUCACUCUUGCAACGGUACUCGAGCUUUCUGUCGAAAUUUGCGUGACCAUCUAUUUCAAAAAUGAACCGCCCAAAAUUAUACCGAUAUCUUGGUACAUGCUUGUUGCUGCAUUGACUGGUGUUACAACCUCCGCCGCCCAACUACUCAUUACAAGAAUAACAUGCACUCGUUCGACACUAACACUAUUUGACAGCAUCCUUGACGGCAUAUCGCGUGUAUCACUCGAUCCUAACAAAUUGAGUUCCGUCAUAAGCGCGGCAUCUGUCAGCCACGGUGUGGCUUUCCACGGUACCAACCGAGCCAUUCUAGGUAUUGUGUAUUGUAAGUAA